AUGCCGCCGAAACGCAUGACAGCAAACCCCGUCAAACCCUCGCGGUACCGCGCAGGCAAAGCGACCGGCGCCUCCUCGUCCGAAUCCGACUCAGAAGGCAGCGACGCCGAAGCCGAGCAACCACAACAGCAGAAGCAGCAGCCAGAGCGCAAGAUCGCACCCCCGCCGAAAGUCCCGAGCGCCGGCAAGAUAAUCAGCAACCUCGGCAAGGUCGACCUCAACGAGCGGCGGCGACAGGGGCAGGAGGCAGAGGAGCGGCGCGUUGCCGCCGAGAAAGCCGCCCGCCUAGCCGCUGAGGAAGGUUUCGUGACAGAGAGCGAAGAGGAUGAGGACGCGGAAGAGGAUGGGAGCGAAGAGGAAAGCGGCGAUGGUGAAGAUGAAGAGGAGGAGAGCAGCGAAGAAGAGGCGCCGAGACGGCCGAUGUUGAAGCCCAAGUUUGUGCCAAAAAGCCAACGGGGGAAGGGUAAAACCGAGUCCGGCAAAGACCAAGACGAGGAAGCCAAGUUCGCCGAGGAAGAGGCCCGUAAGAAGAAGGCCAUGGACGACAUGGUCGAGGAGCAGAUGCGCAAAGAUGCCGCUGCGCGCGCAGCCGGCAAGAAGCACUGGGACGAUGUCAUAGACGAGGAAGACGACGUCGAUACCGAGGACGACAAAGACCCCGAGGCCGAGCUCGCAGCGUGGAAGCUACGGGAACUGAAGCGCAUCAAGCGGGAGCGCGAAGCCAUAGAGGCACGUGAGAAAGAGCGCGAGGAAGUCGAGCGCCGUCGCAACCUGACCGAGGAAGAGCGCAAGGCCGAGGACGAAGCCUUCCUGGCCAAGCAGAAGGACGAAAAGGACGCCAAGGGCAAGAUGUCGUACAUGCAGAAGUACUUCCACAAGGGCGCCUUCUACCAGGACGACGCCGAGGCCGAGGGGCUGGCCAAGCGCGACGUCAUGGGCGCGCGCUUCGCCGACGACAUCAAGAACCGCGAGCUGCUGCCCAAGGCCCUGCAGAUCCGCGACGCCACCAAGAUCGGCAAGAAGGGCGCUACGAAGUACCGCGAUCUGAAGUCCGAGGACACGGGCCAGUGGGGCGACUUCCGCGAUACGCGGCCCGGCAAGGGGUUCGAUCGGUUCGACGUGGACGACAGGUUCAAAUCCGACCGCGAUCGCGAGAGGAUUGGGCCGGGCGGAGCGAACGCAGUGCCUCUAGGGGACCGGAAGUCUGUGCCUGGUGCGCCAGAGGGCCCCAGGAAUCCGGGCCGCGGACGGGAUAGCGAUAGGUAUCGAGAACGGGACAGAGAUGGCAGCCGUGAUCGGAAUAGCUACCGCCCGCGAGAUGACUAUGACCGGCGGAGGGAGCAUUCGAGAUCGAGGUCUCCAAGAAGGUCCGACCGCGAUUAUCACAGCAGCCGGAGGAAGAGAGAUUCCUCACGGGACACUGAUCGCUACGAGAGUGACAAGAGACGAAGGAUAGAUACCAGAUAA
Anthostomella pinea is the source of this 1467-nucleotide messenger RNA. Lineage: Eukaryota; Fungi; Ascomycota; Sordariomycetes; Xylariales; Xylariaceae. The record is from the annotation of a GenBank genome assembly.